This is a messenger RNA of Lampris incognitus (smalleye Pacific opah), 3098 nucleotides long. It is a transcript of the gene atp2a1, whose product is annotated as ATPase sarcoplasmic/endoplasmic reticulum Ca2+ transporting 1. Gene Ontology annotation, molecular function: ATP binding; P-type calcium transporter activity; ATP hydrolysis activity. The transcript has 24 exons. Gene Ontology annotation, biological process: calcium ion transmembrane transport; intracellular calcium ion homeostasis. NCBI's taxonomy places the organism in Eukaryota, Metazoa, Chordata, Actinopteri, Lampriformes, Lampridae. Gene Ontology annotation, cellular component: membrane. The record is from RefSeq and is a predicted model, not a curated record. The coding region runs from base 1 to 2991 and encodes 996 amino acids.
AUGGAGAACGCACACACCAAAGAGUCGCCCGACGUUCUGUCCUACUUUGGCGUCAGCGAAGACACGGGCCUCUCACCCGAGCAGUUCAAGAAGAACCUGGACAAGUAUGGCUACAAUGAGCUGCCGGCGGAGGAGGGUAAAACUAUCUGGGAGCUGGUUGUGGAGCAGUUUGAAGACCUUUUAGUCAGGAUCUUGCUGCUGGCCGCCUGCAUCUCCUUUGUGCUGGCUUGGUUCGAGGAAGGCGAGGAAACUGUCACCGCCUUUGUGGAGCCCUUUGUCAUCCUUCUCAUCCUCAUUGCCAAUGCUGUGGUCGGCGUGUGGCAGGAGCGCAACGCAGAGAGUGCCAUUGAGGCCCUGAAGGAGUAUGAGCCCGAGAUGGGGAAGGUUUACCGGGCGGACAGGAAGAGCGUGCAGAGGAUCAAAGCCAGGGAGAUCGUGCCCGGUGACGUGGUGGAGGUCUCUGUUGGUGACAAAGUACCAGCUGACAUCAGGAUCAUCUCGAUCAAAUCGACCACCCUGCGUGUUGACCAGUCCAUCCUUACGGGCGAGUCCGUCAGCGUGAUCAAACACACCGAUGCUGUCCCAGAUCUCCGGGCCGUCAACCAGGAUAAGAAGAACAUGCUGUUUUCUGGCACCAAUAUUGCUGCUGGCAAGGCCAUCGGCGUUGCCGUGGCAACCGGCGUCAGCACCGAGAUCGGCAAAAUCCGUGACCAGAUGGCCGCCACUGAACAGGAGAAGACCCCUCUGCAGCAGAAACUGGACGAGUUUGGAGAGCAGCUCUCCAAGGUCAUCUCUCUCAUCUGUGUGGCCGUCUGGAUGAUCAACAUUGGCCACUUCAAUGACCCCGUCCACGGAGGCUCCUGGAUCCGUGGAGCCGUCUACUAUUUCAAGAUUGCUGUGGCUCUGGCCGUGGCCGCCAUUCCUGAGGGCCUGCCGGCUGUCAUCACCACCUGUCUGGCCCUGGGCACACGCCGUAUGGCCAAAAAGAACGCCAUUGUCAGAAGCCUGCCCUCUGUGGAGACCCUGGGCUGUACCUCCGUUAUCUGCUCUGACAAGACCGGCACCCUCACCACCAACCAAAUGUGUGUCACCAAGAUGUUCAUUAUUGACAAAGUUGAGAGUGACAGUGUGACUCUGGGACAGUUUGACAUCUCCGGCUCGAAGUAUACUCCCGAAGGAGAAGUUACUAGGAACGGCAGCUUUGUGAAAUGCGGCCAGUAUGACGGGCUGGUGGAGGUGGCCACCAUCUGCGCCUUGUGUAAUGACUCCUCCCUGGACUACAACGAGUCCAAAGGCAUCUAUGAGAAAGUUGGUGAGGCCACUGAGACGGCUCUGAGCUGCUUGGUGGAGAAGAUGAACGUGUUCAACACUGAUGUGCGGGGCCUGUCUAAAGUGGAGAGGGCUAAUGCCUGCUGCACUGUGAUAAAGCAGCUGAUGAGAAAGGAGUUCACCCUGGAGUUCUCCAGAGACCGCAAGUCCAUGUCAGUGUACUGCUCCCCGGCCAAGUCCUCCAAAGCCCCAGUGGGGAACAAGAUGUUUGUCAAAGGCGCUCCAGAGGGCGUGAUUGACCGUUGCUCCUACGUGCGGGUGGGCACCACUCGUGUACCCCUGACUGGCCCGGUCAAGGACCGCAUCAUGACGGUGAUCAAGGAGUGGGGCACAGGGCGCGACACCCUUCGCUGUCUGGCACUGGCUACCUGUGACACACCCCUGAGGAAGGAGGAGAUGAACCUGGAGGACUCCACCAAGUUCGCAGACUACGAGACGGACCUUACCUUCGUGGGCUGCGUGGGCAUGCUUGAUCCCCCCCGUAAGGAAGUUAUGAGCUCCAUUGAAUUGUGCAGGGCUGCCGGCAUCCGUGUGAUUAUGAUCACUGGUGACAACAAGGGUACAGCAGUGGCCAUCUGCCGCCGCAUCGGCAUCUUCUCCGAGGACGAGGACGUCACUAACAAGGCCUUCACCGGUCGUGAGUUUGACGACCUCGCUCCGUAUGAUCAAAAGACCGCUGUCCGCAAGGCUUGCUGCUUCGCUCGCGUGGAGCCGUCCCACAAGUCCAAGAUCGUGGAGUUUCUGCAAGGCUUUGAUGAGAUUACCGCCAUGACCGGUGAUGGAGUGAACGAUGCCCCCGCCUUGAAGAAGGCGGAAAUUGGCAUCGCCAUGGGCUCUGGCACCGCCGUUGCCAAGUCUGCCUCUGAGAUGGUCCUGGCCGACGACAACUUCUCCUCCAUCGUGUCUGCCGUUGAGGAGGGCAGAGCGAUCUACAACAACAUGAAGCAGUUCAUCCGCUACCUCAUCUCCUCCAAUGUAGGCGAGGUCGUCUGCAUCUUCCUGACCGCUGCCCUUGGUCUGCCCGAGGCCUUGAUUCCUGUUCAGCUGCUGUGGGUCAACCUUGUGACUGACGGUCUGCCCGCUACUGCCCUGGGCUUCAACCCCCCUGACCUGGACAUCAUGGGCAAAGCCCCCCGUUCCCCCAAGGAGCCCCUCAUCUCUGGCUGGCUCUUUUUCAGAUACAUGGCUAUUGGAGGUUAUGUUGGUGCUGCAACGGUGGCAGCUGCUGCCUGGUGGUUCCUGUACUGUGAUGAAGGUCCGAUGGUCACUUUCCACCAGCUGUCCCACUUCAUGCAGUGCAGCGAGGACAACGAGGACUUUGCCGGCAUCCACUGCGAGGUGUUUGAGGCCGCUCCUCCAAUGACCAUGGCUCUGUCUGUGCUGGUCACCAUUGAGAUGUGCAACGCCCUCAACAGCUUGUCUGAGAACCAGUCCCUGGUGCGCAUGCCCCCCUGGAGUAACGGCUGGCUGGUGGGUGCCAUGAGCCUCUCCAUGUCCCUCCACUUCAUGAUCAUCUACGUCGACCCCCUACCCAUGAUCUUCAAACUCACCCAUUUGAACGUGGAACAGUGGAUGAUGGUGCUCAAGCUCUCCUUCCCGGUCAUUCUCAUCGACGAGCUUCUCAAGUUUGUGGCCCGCACGUAUCUGGAGGGGAAAGUCUAACGGCAAAGUGCAACUGAACUACGGUGAAGACGAAGAGAGAAAAGGCAGAGCGUGCCAACUGUCACUUAAAGUGAUCGCCAAAAAACUGUUAAAAGAAAAACAUGAAC